AUGUCUGAAGCUCGCAGCCAUUGGGGUUUGGCUUGUACCGACGGAGGAAAAUUCUACAUCUGCGAAGAUGACGAUACUCAGUUCGUAGGCUGUUGUCUCAACGACCCUUGCGGCAAGAACAACGGCACUUGUCCGGAUGGCGAUUUGCGCGCCACAACUUUCGAGCCUGAUAAUUACGAUUCGCUUCCUGGACAAGACUGCGACAACUCUCAAGGCACUGACAACUUCUACACAUGUGCCAGCACCAGUCCGCCUUUCUUCGGAUGCUGCAGCCAAAAUGCUUGUGGGUCGGGUUGUCCAAGGGACAGGCUGGUGCCCGCCAAGCUGUCGUCGAUCGAGAAAAACCGACUGGACUUUCUUCAGCCCAGAGCUGCUUCAAGUUCAACCGCCUCUUCUACAUCCGCGACGGCAUCUAGUUCUUCUGCAGCUGAUUCAAACGACGAUAGCGGGUUGAGCACAGGAGCUACCGCUGGUAUUGCCGUGGGCGCUGCGGUGGGAGGAUUGUUGGUGUUGGGACUCUUGGCUUGGUUGUUCUGGUGGAAGCCCCGACAGAAGAAGAAGUAUGAGCAGGCUCCUCAAACAGCCCCCGGCGUUUCUUCUCCUGGCCCAACAAUGAGCGAGUACCCUCAAUCACCCAUGAGUGGCCCUAUUCAUCAAGGCACAUUCCCUGCUCAGUCUCCCAUGAGUGGUUACCAACGUAAGAAAGUCCCAAAAACGCAUUGCUUGUUCAAGUACUCACCGAUUUUAGAAACAUACAGCGGAUCACCCGGCCUUGUGGAUCCUCGUCAAAGCGGCAUGUCCUCGCCUGACCAGUUCCAAAAGUACUCGCCUCAGUUCUCUCAGAAUGAGAGACCUCAGUCUUACGGCCAAUUCUCAGACAACGGACACAGCCCUGGUGUGCCUCCUUACCAGCAACAAUACCAACAGCCAUACCAGCAACCGUACCAGCAGCAGUAUCAACAACCACACAUGGUUCCUGUUCAGGAGAUGGAUGGAACUGCAGUGGUUCGUUCGGAGAUGGACGCUGGUACCGACCACAACGCGAGCCAGCAGCCGCAGGGCUUGAACAUAACGAAAUGA
This is a messenger RNA of Fusarium coffeatum, 1080 nucleotides long. RefSeq lists its product as uncharacterized. NCBI's taxonomy places the organism in Eukaryota, Fungi, Ascomycota, Sordariomycetes, Hypocreales, Nectriaceae. The record is from RefSeq and is a predicted model, not a curated record. The coding region runs from base 1 to 1080 and encodes 359 amino acids. The transcript has a single exon.